ACAUAACGCAGGAUGGAAUAGACGGGAGCGCGACGAUGCAGCCAACUUGAGCGGCGUCGUGAACGCGCACGCGAGACGAGACGACCCCUCUCGCGCUGCGGGGGCUUCUUCUUUUCUUCCUUCCUCCUUCCUUGGCAGCUUUCGAACUCGCGACCAUGGGCUUCUAUGGGACCUUGAAGCUCAUCUUCUACAAGGUGAAAAGGAAAUUGGAUUACGGUCCUGACGGUCGGCCAUUUUCCUCAGGAAAGAAGCAUUGCAGAGGCGACGCUUACUUCAGUCCUCCGGUUCAGAGCCCGCCCACCACAUUCGGGGAACUCCGGCUGGCCAACGGGCAUUCAGCUCAGCGGCGGCGCGUCACCUCGGGCGCUCCCCCUCGUGGCCUGCAAGACUGGCUUCACACCUUUCAGGCGUGGAGUGGACCUGAGAGGCUACUGGUGCUGGAUCACUUGAUUGACGUGUGUGAAACGGGCCAGCUCAAGCACGUGAUGCAGCUCAUCCAACCGCACUUCCAGAGGGACUUCAUUUCCCUACUGCCCAAAGAGCUGGCUCUAUACGUGUUGAACUUCCUGGCUCCCAAAGACCUGCUGCGGGCUGCACAGACCUGCAGGUACUGGCGGAUCCUGGCCGAGGAUAACCUGCUGUGGAGGGAGAAGUGUCACGAGGAAGGUGUGUCCGAGUGCGCGUCACCUCGCCGCAGAGAAUGCGUCACGUGGAAGUCCAAGUACAUACGACAACACCGCAUUGACACCAACUGGAGGAAGGGGGACGAGCGCCAGCCCAAGGUGCUGAAAGGUCACGACGACCAUGUGAUCACAUGUCUCCAGUUCAGCGGCGACCUCAUCGUCAGCGGCUCUGACGACAACACGCUCAAAGUGUGGUCGGCCAUCACUGGCAAGUGUUUGCGUACGCUGACGGGCCACACGGGCGGCGUGUGGUGCAGUCAGAUGACGGCCGCCACGGUGAUCAGCGGCUCCACCGACCGCACGCUGCGUGUGUGGAACGCUCACAACGGCGAGUGCGUCCACGUGCUGCACGGGCAUACGUCCACCGUGCGCUGCAUGCAUCUCCACGGCAACCGGGUGGUGUCGGGCUCCCGAGAUACGACGGUGCGCGUGUGGGACGUCUCGAGCGGUCGCUGCGAGCACGUGCUGACUGGCCACGUGGCGGCCGUGCGCUGCGUGCAAUACGACGGCCGCCGCGUCGUGUCGGGGGGCUACGACUACAUGGUGAAGGUGUGGGACCCCCAAACGGAGGCAUGUCUUCACACUCUGCAGGGACACACCAACCGAGUGUAUUCACUUCAGUUUGACGGCGUUUUUGUGGUGAGUGGCUCGCUCGAUACGUCCAUCCGAGUGUGGGACGUGGAAACAGGCGGCUGCGUCCACACGCUGACGGGCCACCAGUCUCUGACCAGCGGGAUGGAGCUGCGGGACCGCAUACUGGUGUCCGGCAACGCCGACUCCACCGUUCGCGUGUGGGACAUCCGGACGGGACGCUGUCUGCACACCCUGCAAGGUCCCAACAAGCACCAAUCGGCGGUGACGUGCCUGCAGUUCUGCCGAGGUCUGGUCCUGUCCAGCUCAGACGACGGUACGGUCAAACUUUGGGACCUCCGAACGGGCGCAUGGCUGCGCGACGUGGUGGCGCUGCAGAGCUGCGGAUCCGGUGGUGUGGUGUGGCGCAUCAAGGCCUCCGACACCAGGCUGGUUUGCGCGGCCGGCAGCAGGAUGGGCACCGAGGAGACCAAACUGCUGGUGCUGGACUUCGACCUGGACGAACACCAGACGGACCAAAAAGAACCGGCUGAGUCGGACCAAGAUUCCGACGCUGAGGAUUCCGUUCAUUAAAAACGGAUUUGUCGCCGGACCCGUACGCAUGGUGAUCCAAGUUUUGAGGACGCGGAACAUUUCCGGCACCAGAAAGUGCUGACUUAACUAUUGCUGCUAUCCAAUGGGGAAGUUCACAUCAGACCGACAAGAGUGCGGUCGCGGUCCGAACGGUGGACAUCCCCAGUGCACGCUUUGCCGAGAUUGUUUUCCUCCUUGGCUCCCGUCGAUCGACGCUCUUGUUAACUCUUUCAGUGGCCAAAAUGUUGUGCUGUCAUGAAUUUGCGUGUCGUUUGGGGACUUAAUUGACUGCGAAGAAUGAAAAUGUGACUCCCAAAUCAAAACGUUUUAACUGGAAUGCUAAGAAUCAUUAUUGUGAAGUACUCCACCACCGCCGCCUGCCAAAACCGAAGCUUAACGCUUGCAUCCACUAGAUAGACGCGAGUGUCUGACUGAUACAGCUCGACUAACGAUGUAAACUAUAAUUGAUUAAUCUGUCAGUUAACUUUUGAUUAAUUCAAGUAGAUUUUUAAGAACGCAUUAUAUCUACAUCCCUCAAUUAAAAAUCUGGACAAUUCAGAAAACAUAAAUGAAGGAUUCAAACACUGGAUUGGUCGAUGGCAUUUGUCCAGAAAUCGGCAAAAAUGGUUUGGAUUGUUUUAAAAGCGAAUGUUUGCAAAUGUCUUAUUGCUAAAAGACUUUUUGUUACUGGUGAGAGUCUGAAAUUCUGAGCAUUUGGACGAUUUGAAGUUAAUCGAUAUUAGUAAACAAUUUGACGAUUAAUCGAUUACAUUGUUGCAUCGGUAGUACGGGAGCUCUUGUAAGAAAGUGUAAAUCCAUGAGAAAGCGUGUACAUAUUGUGCUUUUGCAAAACUAACCGUAACGGUGAAGAUGUCAAUAAAGACGACUUUUCAAAAGA
This is a messenger RNA of Syngnathus acus (greater pipefish), 2745 nucleotides long. RefSeq names its product F-box/WD repeat-containing protein 7-like. The transcript has 13 exons. Gene Ontology annotation, biological process: proteasome-mediated ubiquitin-dependent protein catabolic process; ubiquitin recycling. Gene Ontology annotation, molecular function: ubiquitin binding. The record is from RefSeq and is a predicted model, not a curated record. Gene Ontology annotation, cellular component: nucleus; cytoplasm. Lineage: Eukaryota; Metazoa; Chordata; Actinopteri; Syngnathiformes; Syngnathidae. Bases 156 to 1847 code for a protein of 563 amino acids.